Messenger RNA from Peromyscus maniculatus bairdii (prairie deer mouse), 4086 nucleotides. It is a transcript of the gene Abcb5, whose product is annotated as ATP binding cassette subfamily B member 5. Gene Ontology annotation, molecular function: ABC-type oligopeptide transporter activity; ATP binding; ATP hydrolysis activity. Gene Ontology annotation, cellular component: mitochondrial inner membrane. Gene Ontology annotation, biological process: oligopeptide export from mitochondrion. The record is from RefSeq and is a predicted model, not a curated record. Lineage: Eukaryota; Metazoa; Chordata; Mammalia; Rodentia; Cricetidae.
GUUGAAGAGAAAGCCACACAUGAGUUUUGUGUAAAUGGACAACGGAUCAUGCUCUUACCAAGAAGAUCAAAUUAUAAAUAAUAUGGCACAUUCUGAAAGAGCUGAAGGGAUGCAAGAAAGUAAUCAGAGAUAUGGACCUCCGCAAGAACAACUGCCGAAAGCAGGAAAUCGAGCUGUUGGACCUAUUGAGAUAUUCCGCUUUGCUGACAAUGUGGACAUUGCCCUCAUGACCCUGGGAAUACUAGCAUCCAUAGUAAAUGGAGCCACUGUUCCCUUAAUGUCUCUGGUUUUAGGAGAAAUUAGUGACCAUUUUAUUAAUGGAUGCCUGCUCCAAACUAACAGAACAAACUAUCAGAACUGUUCUCAGUCUCGAGAGAAGUUGAAUGAAGAUAUCAUUAUGUUGACUCUGUAUUAUGUUGGGAUAGGAGCAGCUGCCCUCAUUUUUGGCUACAUACAGAUUUCCUUCUGGGUCAUAACUGCAGCCCGGCAAACCAUGAGAAUUCGAAAACAGUUUUUUCAUUCAAUUUUGGCACAAGACAUUAGCUGGUUUGAUGGCAGUGACGUCUGUGAACUUAACACGCGCAUGGCUGGUGACAUCAACAAAAUCUGCGAUGGUAUUGGAGAUAAGAUCGCUCUGCUGUUUCAGAACAUGUCUGGGUUUUCUAUUGGCCUGGUGAUGAGCUUGAUGAAGAGCUGGAAACUCUCCCUGGUGGUUCUAUCCACAUCUCCUGCCAUAAUGGUUUCGUCAGCAGUGUGUUCUAGGAUGGUCAUCUCAUUGACCAGUAAGGAGCUGGAGGCCUAUUCCAAAGCUGGGGCUGUAGCUGAAGAAGUCUUGUCAUCAAUCAGAACAGUCACAGCCUUUGGAGCCCAAGAGAAAGAAAUUCAGAGGUAUACACAGAAUCUAAAAGACGCAAAGGACGCUGGCAUAAAGAAGGCUACAGCUGCAAAGCUGUCUCUUGGAGCGGUCUACUUCUUCAUGAAUGGAGCCUACGGGCUGGCGUUUUGGUAUGGAACCUCCUUGAUUUUUGGUGGAGAGCCUGGUUACACCAUCGGGACUAUUCUUGCUGUUUUCUUCAGUGUGAUCCAUAGUAGUUAUUGCAUUGGAUCUGCAGCCCCUCACUUGGAAACCUUCACCAUAGCCCGGGGAGCUGCCUUUAAUAUUUUCCAGGUUAUUGAUAAGAAACCCAAUAUAGAUAACUUUUCAACAACUGGAUAUAAACCUGAAUGUAUAAAAGGAAACAUAGAAUUUAAAAAUGUUUCUUUCAGCUAUCCAUCAAGACCAUCUGUCAAGAUUCUGAAAGGUCUCAAUCUCAAGAUUAAGUCUGGAGAGACGGUGGCUUUGGUUGGUCCCAGUGGUAGUGGCAAGACCACAACAGUCCAGCUUCUGCAGAGGCUAUAUGACCCGGAAGAAGGCUGUAUCACAAUCGAUGAGAACGACAUCCGAGCCCAAAAUGUGAGGCAUUACCGAGAGCACAUCGGAGUGGUCAGCCAAGAGCCUGUUUUGUUUGGGACCACCAUCGGCAAUAACAUUAAGUUGGGGCGCGAAGGAGUUAGUGAAGAGGAGAUGGAGCAGGCAGCGAGGGAAGCGAAUGCCUACGACUUCAUAGUGGCUUUUCCUAAGAAAUUUAAUACACUAGUGGGGGAAAAAGGAGCUCAAAUGAGCGGAGGCCAGAAACAGAGAAUCGCCAUUGCUCGAGCGCUAGUUCGAAACCCCAAAAUUCUGAUCUUAGACGAGGCCACAUCUGCCCUGGACACAGAGAGUGAGUUAGUUGUUCAAACUGCGCUGGAGAAGGCGAGCAAAGGUCGGACGACAAUUGUGGUUGCACAUCGGCUUUCCACUAUUCGUGGAGCAGAUAUGAUUGUGACUAUGAAGGAUGGCAUGGUGGCAGAGAAGGGGACCCACGCUGAACUGAUGGCCAAGCAGGGGCUGUACUACUCACUCGCCAUGGCACAGGAUAUUAAAAAAGCUGAUGAACAAAUGGAGUCAAAGACGUGUUCCUCUGAAGGAAAUACCAGCUCUGUUUCUCUGUGUGAUGUGAGUAGCAUCAAGUCCCCCUGCGCUGACCAGCCUGAGGAAGCCAUCCACCAUCAAAAGACAAGUCUUCCUGAAGUUUCUCUAUUAAAAAUAUUUAAAUUAAACAAGUCUGAAUGGCCUUUUGUGGUUCUGGGAACACUGGCUUCUGUCCUAAAUGGAUCUAUUCACCCAACAUUUUCUAUCAUCUUUGCAAAAUUAGUCACUAUGUUUGAAGAUAAAAAUAAAACUACAUUAAAACAUGAUGCAGAACUCUACUCCAUGAUGUUAGUCAUCUUGGGCAUUGUUGCUCUUGUUACUUACCUGAUGCAGGGGUUGUUUUAUGGCAGAGCAGAGGAAAAUUUAGCCAUGAGAUUAAGACACUUGGCAUUCAAAGCCAUGCUGUACCAGGAUAUUGCCUGGUAUGAUGAUAAAGAAAAUAGCCCAGGAGCCUUGACCACCACAUUAGCCAUGGAUGUAGCACAGAUUCAGGGGGCAGCAACUUCAAGACUUGGUAUCAUAAUGCAAGAUGUGACCAACACGGUGCUGUCUGUUCUCAUCUCCUUUGUAUACGGAUGGGAGAUGACACUCCUGAUUCUCAGCUUUGCGCCUGUGCUUGCAGUGACAGGAAUGAUUGAAACUGCAGCAGUGACUGGAUUUGCCAACAAGGAUAAGCAAGAACUUAAGCGUGCUGGAAAGAUAACAACAGAAGCUGUGGAGAACAUACGUACCAUAGUAUCAUUAACAAGAGAGAAAGCCUUUGAGCAAAUGUAUGAGGAGAUGCUUCAAACCCAACACAGAAAUGCCGUGAAGAGAGCACACAUCGCUGGAAGCUGUUACGCAGUCAGCCAUGCUUUUAUGUAUUUCGCCCAUGCAGCAGGGUUUCGAUUUGGAGCCUAUUUGAUUCAAGCUGGACGGAUGACACCAGAAGGCAUGUUCAUAGUCUUUACCGCCAUUGCGUAUGGUGCUAUGGCCAUUGGAGAAACACUUGUUUGGGCUCCUGAAUAUUCCAAAGCCAAAGCUGGAGCUGCACAUCUGUUUGCUUUGCUGAAAAAGAAACCAACUAUAGACAGCUGCAGUCAAAGCGGGGAAAUACCAGACACCUGUGAAGGGAAUUUAGAAUUUCGAGAAGUCUCUUUCUUCUAUCCAUGUCGCCCGGAAGUUCCUGUUCUUCGUGACCUGUCCCUGAGCAUCGAGAAAGGGAAGACUGUAGCCUUUGUUGGGAGCAGCGGCUGUGGGAAAAGCACGUGUAUUCAACUGCUACAAAGAUUUUACGACCCCAUGAAAGGACAAGUGCUGCUUGACGGUGUUGAUGUAAAGGGGCUGAACGUGCAGUGGCUCCGUUCCCAGACCGCCAUCGUCUCCCAGGAGCCUGUGCUCUUCAACUGCAGCAUCGCUGAGAACAUCGCCUAUGGUGAUAACAGCCGCACGGUGCCCUUGGAGGAGAUCAAAGAAGUUGCAGAUGCAGCCAAUAUCCACUCUUUCAUUGAAGGGCUCCCCAGGAAAUACAACACUCAAGUUGGACUAAGAGGAGUGCAGCUUUCUGGUGGUCAGAAACAAAGACUGGCUAUUGCGAGGGCUCUUCUCCGGAAGCCAAAAAUUUUACUGUUGGAUGAGGCCACUUCAGCCCUUGACAAUGAGAGCGAGAAGGUGGUUCAGCAUGCCCUUGAAAAAGCCCGGAGAGGGAGGACCUGCCUGGUGGUGGCUCACAGACUCUCCACAGUACAGAAUGCUGAUCUGAUCAUAGUUCUACAAAAUGGAAAAAUCAAGGAGCAGGGAACUCAUCAAGAGCUCCUGAGAAACAGAGACACAUACUUUAAAUUAGUAGCUGCACAGUGGGUGCAAUGAUGCUGCCAGUCUUGCAUGCACUUUGACCUUUCUUGGCCUGCUCUGGUCUCUCACUGCAAAUGUCAAUACCUACAAACCUAACACUCGAGUAUAGGAAUAUUUCAUUCAAGUGUCUUCCCUUGAGAUAUUUUUUUUCCCUUGAGAUUUUUAAAAGCAAAUCAGGGAGGCUGGAAAGAUGGUUCAGUGGUUUAUAACACUGGCUGCUCUUCUGGAGAACCUGGGGUUGA